Molecule: messenger RNA, 2885 nt
Organism: Hirundo rustica (Barn swallow)
Lineage: Eukaryota; Metazoa; Chordata; Aves; Passeriformes; Hirundinidae
Gene: CERKL
Product: ceramide kinase like
Exons: 13
Coding region: 1-1608 (535 amino acids)
Molecular function (GO): kinase activity
Source: RefSeq, a predicted model, not a curated record
AUGCCGGGCGCCGCCGCCCAGCUCCCCCGCCCGCAGGGCCGCGCCCGGGCCGCGCCCCAGGAGCGGCGGCGGAGGGUGGCCCCGCUGGACGCGGCCCCGCCGGCCCGAGCCGGGGACGAGCCGCUCCUCAGGGGCAUCUUCGAGAUCGGCAAGAGGAGCUGCGAUGUGGUUCUGAGCGCCCGGCGGCUCCGCUGGAGCCCCAUCCUGCCCGAGAGCCCCACAGGUGAUUCCAGUGUUGCUCUACAAGCUCAAGAGGAGAUUAUUGAAAUGAAAGAUGUAUUUUCAGUUAAACUGAAACGUCGUCGUUUUGCAGGGCAGAAAAAGGGUGGUACCCUGUUGGGUAUCACAAUUUUUAAAUGCUUGAAUAAAGAAGAGAAUAAGCUUACAGACUGUGCUGUCCAUUUAAAUAACUUAAGUGAAGAUCAUUGUCAGUCAUGGUUUAGACAUCUGAAGGAAAUUUUGAAUGGCUUUCAAAACAGGCCUAAAUCCUUGAAAGUGUUUGUUAAUCCAAGCAGCCACAAAAGAGAAGCCACUCACAUUUAUUAUGAAAAAGUUGCACCUCUUUUUAAACUUGCUGACAUAAAAACUGAUGUCACAGUAACUGAAUAUGAAGGACAUGCUCUCUCAGUACUUAAAGAAUUUGAACUGCAGGCAUUUGAUGGGGUAGUUUGUGUUGGUGGAGAUGGAUCUGUCAGUGAAGUUGCUCAUGGGCUACUACUCAGAGCCCAGAUAGAUGCUGGGAAAGAUGCAGACUAUGUAUCAAAGCCUGUCAGAGCACCGGUUCCUCUUGGAGUAAUACCAGCAGGUACUACAAAUGUUUUGGCUCAUACACUCUAUGGUAUUAAACAUGCAGUGACAGCAACAUUGCACAUUGUAAUGGGACACAUUCAAGCAGUGGAUGUGUGCACUUUCAGCACUCCAAGCAAGCUGCUGCGCUUUGGGUUCUCGGCCAUGUUUGGGUUUGGGGCGAGGACUUUGGCUUUGGCCGAGAAGCACCGCUGGAUGCCCUCCAGUCAGAGGAAGGAUUUUGCUUUCAUCAAAACACUGGCAGAUCUCAAGCCAGAGGAAUGUGAAUUAUCAUUUCUCCCUCUACAAAUUCUGCAGGAAGACUCUCAUGAGAAGGACAGAAAGAAAAAAGAGAGAACGAAAAAAGGUAGCAAGGAUCAAUGGCAGAGAAUUCAGGGUCACUUCCUGAAUGUGAGCAUUAUGGCAAUCCCUUGUCUGUGUUCAAUGGCACCAAGAGGCUUGGCACCUAAUACGAGGUUGAAUAAUGGAAGCAUGGCUCUUAUUGUUGUACAAAAUACUUCUCGAACAGAGUUUAUAAAGCAUCUGAAAAGAUACACCAGUGCAAAAAACCAGUUCAAUUUUCCCUUUGUUGAGACCUACACGGUUCGAGAAGUAAAAGUACAGCCAAGGCUUAAAAGUGGACCUGAUGCCAGGGAAAACGUGUGUCUGAAUGCAGAAGGAAACCACCCUUGGAAUAUAGAUGGAGACUUAAUGAAGGGAGCAUCAGAAGUGCACGUUCGGGUGCAUCCUCAACUUAUUGAUCUCUAUGGAGUGAACACUGAUGACUUGGAGAGUUCCCCAGCGACGUGCAACUGCAUAUAGAAGGUACACACUGGAAAUUCUGUAAUAAAGAAUCCUGUUCUCACCCCUAUGCACAAUUUUCCAAGGUCUGGACUUGUACUGGUGUCAGCUGUAGCAGAAGCUUAACUGGGGUGUUCAUUCUAUUUCUGGGUUUAAAUUCUUACUAAAUUAUAUAUUUUUAUCAGGUUCUAUCUAACGGUAUCAAAGCUGUUAGGCUUUAAUGAGAAAAUGUGAAAAUUGAUUAUAUUGGUCUCUUAAAAAUCUGGGGUUUGAGAAGUGUCCAUCAGAAUAGAAGAAUUUUUUUUUUUUCAUUAGUCUAGAUUUUUUAGGAUGAGAUACUUCUUAGUCUGCUGCUGCUAUCCAUGUUGUCAGUAACUCAGUUCAGCACAGGGAAGAACAAUACCUCUAUUCACCAGCUCUAUCUGAAGAGUGGUGGCAAAAUAAAAAUGGAUGCAUUUAUUUUUCAAUCAAGUACUUCUAUUUUUGUUAUGAUUUUUAAUGUUGCCUUAAUAUAUUUACUCUCAAAAUGGUUCUAGUCAAAUAAUAUAAAAGAAUAUGCUUAUGUCCUAUGUGGCAUUACUUUGUUAAAACGUAUUUUAAAAACACUCUUUGUAUAAAAUUAGUAUUUUCUCUGUCUUAGAACUGAAAUAUUAUUCGGCAUUGUUUUGUUGUUGCUGAGACUAAAGUUGUGAUAAAUCACUUAAGAGUUAAUUUUUUAUAAUUUCCUUGUAGGGCAUAAAUAUAAUUUUUGGUAAUUUACUUAAUAUUGAAGAAAAUUAUUUCACAGGACAGGGAAUUAGGACUGUAUUUUUUCUGGUAACUGCCUUCCUUUGAGAUGAAAAGUAGCAGACCAUGCAUAACAAAUGUUUUCCUGGUCACUCCUCUAGGAGCGGUUCAGAAGCAGUGCACAAAUAGUGGUGCGAGAGCUUCACUGUGUCAGUUGUCAGUAAGUUUUAGGUGCUUUCUUCAGGAAGCAUCCAGUGCAACGUGAAAUCCAGUCCUUGUACGAUGUGGCUAAAGGGCUUAAGCCUUUACAAGGGAUCUAUAGCUACUAUUAUUUCCAAUAGUUGUAGAAAUUCUUACCUGUGCUAAAUACAGAGGACUAAGUACUGCAGAUGAGGAUCUGGCUCCUAAACUGUUACCUGAUGUCCAAGUCAGGGAGCAGUCUCCACUUAAAAUUCAUACUCUAUCCCAUCAAAUAUUUUUAAUAUGGUAAGGCAAUUCAAACUAAGCAUCUUUAAGUUGUCCAAAAAGGCAUUCCAGCAACAUUUAGUAGAUUUAACUGUUAUUUAUUAAAU